Populus trichocarpa (black cottonwood) is the source of this 1916-nucleotide messenger RNA. RefSeq lists its product as uncharacterized. The record is from RefSeq and is a predicted model, not a curated record. NCBI's taxonomy places the organism in Eukaryota, Viridiplantae, Streptophyta, Magnoliopsida, Malpighiales, Salicaceae. Gene Ontology annotation, molecular function: ubiquitin protein ligase activity; ubiquitin-like protein conjugating enzyme binding. The coding region runs from base 236 to 1576 and encodes 446 amino acids. The transcript is spliced from 2 exons. Gene Ontology annotation, cellular component: endoplasmic reticulum. Gene Ontology annotation, biological process: ubiquitin-dependent protein catabolic process.
CCCUCUGCCCCCCCCUCUCUGUUAAAGACUUCAACUCAUUCACAUCUCACACGCUCACCUCUCUCUCGGUGUGUAGACGAGAUUUUGCUAAUCAAGAAGAGGGAUCACAACCACGUAUGUCGAGUCUACUCGGAGCUAACUCAGCACCGAGUCUCGAAAGAAUCUUUAUCUAAUUUAUCAAGAUCGUCUGUUUAAGUAUCAUCAGGGUUUUUGAUCUGGAAUUGUUGAAUUUGGGAUGGAUGAGGAGACAUCUGAUACUAUGAAUCUUGAUUUGAAUCUCGGUCCUGGUCCUGAGGCUGAAUCAGAAUUAGAAGCACCUAAUGAUGCAGUGAAUUUGGAUGAUUGGGUUGAUGACCCUAUUGUGAGAAUUAGGGAAGCUGUCAGAUUUAGGGCUCGACAACACAGGAGAUGGAGACAAUUUCAACUUCCACUACAAAGUCAAAGCCUUUCGGUGGAACUGAAUCAACUGAUGGGUAAUCCUGGCCAUGUGGGCACAUUACAGGCUGGUGAGGGAAGUGUUGCUGCUGAAGAAAGAACAAAUGAAGCACCUAAAUUGUGCGAAAAUAACAAUGUUUUUUUGGAAGAUGAGGUGUCAGAGAAAAAGGAUGAUGUUGAGAAGACCAGUGACAUUGAUGGGAGCUUCUUUGAUUGCAAUAUUUGUUUGGAUUUGGCUACAGACCCUGUUGUUACUUGCUGUGGUCACUUGUUUUGUUGGCCAUGCCUCUACCAGUGGUUGCAUGUUCAUUCAGAUGCGAAAGAAUGCCCAGUUUGCAAGGGAGAGGUGACCAUGAAAAAUGUGACCCCAAUUUACGGCCGUGGAUGUACCACCCGCGAGCCAGUAGAGGAUACGAAUCUGGAGAUCCCUAUUAGGCCUCAUGCACGGCGGGUUGAGAGUUUGAGACAAACUGCUUCAAGGCAUCUUUACAGCUUCCCAGUGGAGGAGAUGCUUCGGCGACUUGGAAGUAGACUUGAUUUCGCUCAGGAUUUGUCUCUGCCACAGGACUCAAAUGGUUCCCGUGGAGCUGCUGAUCGGACCCAAUCCCUUCUGAAUAGGAUUAUGACAUAUAGGGGAAUGCGAGCUGAGCAAAAUCCUAUCGGACCUCCUGAUGAGAUAGUGGAUUUAACUCAGACCAGCCCAAGUAGCCCUGUGGGAGGGCAUGCACGUCGGCUUCAUGACAUAGUAGAUUUAAUACAUUCUGGCACAGCCAGCACAGAGACAGGAUCUGCUCGUCGGGCAAAUGUGCUGCUACCUCGAAGAUCACACCCACACUCUCAAAGAUCUUCAUCCCACACUGCAUUUUCUCCUUUGAAUUCAACUGAAGGGUUAGUUGAAACAUAUUUCCGAACCCAUACCAUAGGGAGGAAUCACGAGCAGCCCCAGCCUGUUGAUGAUAGGGAUUCUUUCUCAAGCAUUGCUGCUGUUAUAAACUCGGAGAGUCAAAUGGACACUGCUGCGGAAAUUGAUUCUCCGGUCUCCCUGUCGACUUCUUCUUCCAGAAGAAGAAAUAAUGCUUCGAGAGUCUCUGAUGUGGACAGUGGGGACUCUCGUGCACCUAGAAGGCGGAGAUUGAUUUAGGAAGAUAGAAUCCAUCUAAUUAUUCUCAUCCUCCGGGAAGUAGCCCUAGAUGCAACCUUGAAACCCAUAUGUAAGUGCUACCUGAUUAUAGUGCUUUCACUUCGUAAAGUUUUCGCCUUCUGCCACAGUUUUGGACUUUUCAUAAGGUGAUUAUAGAUCUUCCAAUGCUUUGCUGCUCCUUGUACUUUGUAUGAGAUAUUGCUGUUCUCAUUUUAAAAGCUUGUGCUUCCAAUAUCUAUGGAAAGGUAAAUUUGUAACGGAGCAAGUACGCCGAUUUAUCACCUCCCAUUGUACAUAAAGCUUCUUAUUGAUGGAAAACUGUUAGAUUUUCCAAUAUUAA